AUGAAAACAGAGAAUCCUGGAGAAACAGACAUAAACAUCCUGGAUUUUUAUGGUGCCCUAAUGUUUACAUCUGAUUCUCCACUAGGGUUUGAGCCUGAAAACCAACUGGGGCCAAUAGAAUCCAAGAAGAAAUCUUCUGUGCUGAGAUGUGACUUCAGAGAAAGACAACAAGAUAGAGUAGGCCACGGAUCCCUGGCUGUGAUGAAGAAUCAUCUGAUGCAUGCUGUGAGAGAAGAGGUGGAGAUUCUGAAGGAGCAGAUACUAGAGCUGAUGGAGAUGAACUCCCAGCUGGAGUGCAAGAACACCCUCUUGAAAACCCUGGCGAGCCCAGAGCAGCUGGAGAAAUUCCAGUCUGGUCUGAGCCCUAAAGAGCAAGCUCCAGAAUCCCAAUUGCCUGAGGCCCUUGGUGGUUCUGCAGUGUAA
Messenger RNA from Nomascus leucogenys (northern white-cheeked gibbon), 423 nucleotides. RefSeq names its product TSC22 domain family protein 3-like. Gene Ontology annotation, biological process: regulation of transcription by RNA polymerase II. NCBI's taxonomy places the organism in Eukaryota, Metazoa, Chordata, Mammalia, Primates, Hylobatidae. The transcript has 3 exons. The coding region runs from base 1 to 423 and encodes 140 amino acids. The record is from RefSeq and is a predicted model, not a curated record.